Messenger RNA from Entamoeba dispar SAW760, 1350 nucleotides. Its product is annotated as spindle assembly checkpoint component MAD1, putative. The transcript has a single exon. The coding region runs from base 1 to 1350 and encodes 449 amino acids. The record is from RefSeq and is a predicted model, not a curated record. Lineage: Eukaryota; Evosea; Mastigamoebida; Endamoebidae.
AUGACAGAAACCACAGUAACAUUGAAAUACAAUAAUGAUGUUAUAGAUGUUAUUGCUGAAAAUACAAAAGGAUAUUUAAAUUCAUUUAAAGUAACUUUAAAACAUGAAACAAAUACAUACUCUGGAGUAUUAAGAUUAUUUGGAAAAGUAACACCACAAAGUAUUACUAAAGUUUCUAAAAUUAUGUAUUUAGGAGAUUCUACAAUAAUUAUUUUUCUGUUUCUUGAUGGAAGACAAGAAGAAAUUCGUUUAAGAAAUGAAAAUUUAAUGAGUUCAAAAUCAAUAAAAAAAUUUGCUAUAUAUAACACUGAAGAAAUAGACGAAGAAGAAAAAAAAAAGGAAAAAGUUAUUAGACAACAAACAGAAAAUAAUGAUUCUAUUCCUUCUUCUUUGGAACAAGGUGAUGACUUAUCACAACAAAAAGUACAAGAAAUAAAUGAAAACAAUGAUUUAGAUUAUUUAUUAAAUGAAUUGAAUGAACUAAAAAUACAAAUAAACAAACUAAAUAAUAGUAUUAUUAAAAAUACUUCUAGUUUAGUAGAAAUAAAAGAAAGUCAAAUAAAAGAUAAAACAAGUACUGAAGAAAUUCAAACAAAACAAAAUAAUAAAAUUAAUGAAUUAGAACAAGAAAUAUUAUUAAAAUGCGAUGAAUUAUAUUUUAAUGAAAAAUUAGAUAGUAUUAAUGUUAAAAUUAAAGACCUCACAAACUCUAUUUAUCAAACAAUUCAAAAUAAUUCACACGAAUUAUCUUCUUUUCAAGAAAAUAAAUUAGAAGAAAUUCAAGUAAUAAAUAAUAAUAAAAUUGAACAACAAAAUAAAAAUUACGAAGAUUUAAGUCAUCAAUUAUCUGAAAUUCAACAACAUAUCUCAAGUUUAGAAUAUGAAUUUGAUGAUAUUCAAGAAAUUUUAAAAAAACAAAUAAAUUCAUCUCAAUUAAUCAAUGAAUUAAUUAAAACUGAUAAAAAGAUAGAAGAAGAAAAACAAGAAGAAAAAGAAAUUAAUCUAACAAAACAAAACGAAAAGAAAAAAGAAGGUUGUAGUCAAAACAAUCAAUUUAUUUUCAUCUUAUCAAAUUUGGAAAAUUUAAUUGAAAAAUUAAAUAACGAUAUUUCUUCUUUUAAUUGUAUUGAUUUUUGGGAAGGAGUUAAAAGAGAAAUCAUUCCUAACUAUAUUAUUCUCGUUGAUGAUCAACUAAUUAAAUUAAAUAGGGAUACAAUUAGAUCAUUAUAUCCUUCAAUUCCAAUUAUUUGUGCAACUUCAAACCAAGAAGAAGAGGAUCUUUCAAUUCUUAAAUACACAUCACUUAAUUCUUUGUGUUCUUCUUUAAUUGAAAAAGUAACUUCUUUAUAA